GAGAGAGUGGACGACAGAGAAAGAGAGGGAGUGUGUGUCUGUGUGUGCGUGGGGGGGUGGGCAGGAAAAACAAGCCACAUGCAUAAGGAGGGAGCCAGAAGCACAGACACAGAGAGGGGGAGUGUGUGCGUGGGUGUGUGCAUGUGUGUGUGAAAACACUGCGCAUGUGUGACUGUGAGGCGCACUGGCUGAAGCAGACAGAGGAGGCAAAAGAGGAGUAAUGAACGGCAGCUGAGUCGAGAGGAGAAGUUACAGCAGAGGAGAGGGAAAGGAGGAGAAGUGAGGUUUACCUGAGGACCAGAAGCCAGAGAGGGGCAAAAAGAAAGAAAGGAAGAGAAGGGGACGUGCAUGCAGAGAACAGCAAAGCACAGCUAAGAUACUCAGGUCACUGCACAAAAUAAACUGAACGAUUUGAGAGGCUUAGGAAGAGACAGGGAGAAAUAGAGGGAUGGAGAAACAGAUACCAGAGGGAGACGCUCAGCCACAGCUCGUCAGAGGAGGAGCAAGGGUGGGAGAGUGAAGGACAAAGGUACCAGAGAGGAGAGGAGAAGAGGAACAAGGGAUGCAGAGCUCGACCAGAGCAGCCAGGGACAUGACGCAUCCACCUUGCAACAGCUUCCUCCAUCUUACAUCUCCUCCAUCUUUUCCUCCCUCCACUGCUGCUUGUUGUUCAUCCUGCUAGAGUCAAAUGGACAGAAGAAAGCAUCCUCCCUCUUGUGAGACAUCCCCUGAACAAAGAGACUGAGCGGCUUGGUUUAUCUUGGCAGAGCAGCAUCAACACCGUCGACGUUGGCAAAAACUGGAACAGGAGGGAGGAGGCGAGAAAGGAUUGGGACAAGACAAGUGCGUAAGGAGACAGGUGGACGUACCAAAGGAAUCAGGUUAUGAGUCUGACUCACUGAAAAAGGGGAGACAAGCACAGAGGCAUCCUUCAGACUGUUAUCACUUCUGCUGCUCAGUUGGGAGGACUGUUUGAAAGUCCAAAAAAAGAAAAAAAAAAAAAAACCUUCACUCCCACCAUUGAGGAAUUCAGGAGCCUUGGAGUUUGAAGGGGUCACUCUAACAAGCUUUCUCGAGCAUUACAGGACACCACCCGAAAAAAGACCUCCUCCUCCCUCCAUCUUAUCAACAACCCACUGAGAGGGUCAAACAGGGUCACCUCGCCAAGAGCAAGGGGAGAGAGGUUAUUCUUUCUUUCUUUCUCACACAUUCGAAUGGAAGUGUAACACACCCGGAGCCAAAAACAGGAAGUUUAGUGGGCGUUUAACCAAGACACACAUGUUAAGGCUAGUUUGAGUUUCCCUUGGCAGGCCACAGGAUAUGGUUUAAGACAAUACCUCUUGGACCUUUCUGAACUGCCUGUACUCGACACAGCCAUCCCCCUGUGAAUGCAGAAAUCCACCAACCUGCACUGUGUGCUUAUAUGUGAGCAUCUGUGUGCAUACGAGAUUAUUUAUUGGUGUUCACUGGGUGAGAACAUAUCCUUGUGCUGAAGUACUAACUGUCCUUGUGUGAGAAUAUACAUUUCUGUAAAUAGGCAUCAAAUACAGGACAGGAACAUCAGCAUAUGUCAUUUAAAACAACGAACAACUACCUUUAAGUAGUCAACACUGGUCAGAUACUGUAAGCUGGACUGUUAAAUCGUCUGUACAUAUCAACUGUGACAGAAUAAGACCUGCAGCUCGUGGUGCUCUGGCUGAGCUCCGCUAUCCGUCUUCCCCUCAUAAAGACUCAGGCUGACGGCAUCGCACGCCAGGGGGGAGUCUCUGAGGGAAACAUGGAGGCAACCAUCCGUCCCCAUGUCCCUUCCAAUGGCUGACUCCAGGAAAGGAGCCCAGUCUUUUUCCCCUUGCGCAGAAGCAGGCAGGGGCGUCCAGCGCUGAUCAGAGCCACAGCCCCUCUCUCGUCCACCUCCAAAAACGUGCGAAUGUCCUGCCUCAGGCGUCAGCCCGUCACCAUCCCCAUGGACACCGUCAAGAUCAUCCAGUCGGAGAAGUUCCCCAGAGAGUGCCCCGUGCCGGUCACCCAGCCGCGCUAUGCCCCGCCCCCUAGAGUGGCGUGGGACGGGGGAGGCGAAGGCGAGAUCAUCGUCAACCAGGCCUGCAGUGACCUGACCCUGGACAUAGGUGGGUCUCCCCGGCCGAUGCUGUCCCCCCCGGCCCCCGUGACGCGCAGGGAGCAGAGCUUCCUGGCGCAGCGCAAAACCAGUGCCAACGAAAUCUGCUACCACCAGUUCCACUACAAGAUGGAAGACGUCAUAGUCAACCAGUACGUGCUGCGCUCCUCCUCCACCUCUUCCUCCACUUCGUCCUCCUCCUCCUCGGGACCUGUCAUGCCCUGCGAGCCCCUGGACUGCCCCACCUGCGGUCAUACCUACAACUUCGCCGGCAAGCGCCCGCGCAUCCUCUCCUGCCUGCACUCGGUGUGUGAGGAGUGCCUGCAGAUCCUCUACGAGUCCUGUCCCAAGUACAAGUUCAUCUCCUGCCCCACGUGCCGGCGCGAGACAGUGCUGUUCACUGACUAUGGCCUGGCUGCUCUGGCCAUCAACACCAGCAUCCUGAGCCGCUUGCCCUCUGACCCCAAUGGGCCCGUGCAGUGGGGCGGGGACGCCGACCGCAGCUGCUACCAGACUGUGCGCCAAUACUGCCAGUCAGCCUGCACCUGCCAGAUCGCCAACCCCUUGUCCUCCUGUGGCAUCAUGUAGACAAGGGGGUACACUGCAGGCAUGGCCCGACGAUGCCGCCCCCACCCCCAUCCACCACCACCUCCACCCCAACCUCUCUCUUCUUCUAUAAGCUCUACCCUCUCUGCCAAUUCCCCCUUUCACACACAUACAGUAAACAAAUCCCUCCACAGAUGUUAACUCUAUAUAUUUAAUAGCACAGAUGGAUGCUGUGUGGGACUAAUGGAUGCUGGUGAUUCAAUAAAUAGUAAAUAAAUGUAUUUUAUGUAUGGACUGGAAUCCUAUUCACCCUCUCUCGUUUGGUUGGACGUGUUUGUCAUUGACAUCUCUUUACAUGGGAAUGCCAGGGGAGGUCUACCCCCCCCCAACCUAGGUGAAUAAAGAUUAAAUAAUUAAAAAAGUAACUCUGUGUGGCCUGCAGUUGUUAUCUGUCAAGCUACAGAGCAUUUAUGGGUGCAAAGCACUGCCGUUCCUUUUCUUAUUUAUCAGUAGAAUGAAACUGAAUCACUUAAUUUUUUACCUUAAAAUAGAUAUAGUUAGAUUUUAUGGGGAUGCUAAUGGAUUAAUUAAUGAAUUACACUUUACUGAAGUACUUUCUUACAGGUUUUCUGCUCAGUUUAAGGGGGUUUAAAUGGUUUUGUAAAAACUCCUUGAAAUGUACCAAAUACCAUGGAGAUCAUCCCUUUAUUUACAAUUCACCAAUGUAGCCAAGAUGAAAAUUUUGAAAUGACUCUGAUGUUGCACAAAAUAGGGGAUACUUUUCA
This is a messenger RNA of Xiphias gladius (swordfish), 3447 nucleotides long. It is a transcript of the gene rnf208, whose product is annotated as ring finger protein 208. Gene Ontology annotation, molecular function: ubiquitin protein ligase activity. Gene Ontology annotation, biological process: protein ubiquitination. The coding region runs from base 1928 to 2704 and encodes 258 amino acids. The transcript is spliced from 2 exons. Lineage: Eukaryota; Metazoa; Chordata; Actinopteri; Istiophoriformes; Xiphiidae. The record is from RefSeq and is a predicted model, not a curated record.